Messenger RNA from Dama dama (fallow deer), 8372 nucleotides. It is a transcript of the gene GFPT1, whose product is annotated as glutamine--fructose-6-phosphate transaminase 1. Gene Ontology annotation, molecular function: L-glutamine:D-fructose-6-phosphate transaminase (isomerizing) activity; carbohydrate derivative binding. NCBI's taxonomy places the organism in Eukaryota, Metazoa, Chordata, Mammalia, Artiodactyla, Cervidae. Bases 186 to 2231 code for a protein of 681 amino acids. The record is from RefSeq and is a predicted model, not a curated record. The transcript has 19 exons. Gene Ontology annotation, biological process: UDP-N-acetylglucosamine metabolic process; carbohydrate derivative biosynthetic process; fructose 6-phosphate metabolic process.
GCGGCAGUUGCUGGCAAGCCCGGGAGGCCGAGACCGCUGUCGUUGCCUCCGCCGUCGCAUCCCCAGAGGGAGUCGUGUCGGCGCCCCCUUGGUAUCCAAGCCCACGGGUUGCCCUACAGGCUCGCGUACGCUCCCGGACUCGCCAGCCGCUCGCCAUUCGCCUUGCCAACCGUGCCUCCUGCAGCAUGUGUGGUAUAUUUGCUUACUUAAACUACCAUGUUCCUCGCACAAGACGAGAAAUUUUGGAGACGCUAAUCAAAGGCCUUCAGCGAUUGGAGUACAGAGGAUACGAUUCUGCUGGUGUGGGAAUUGACGGAGGCAAUGAUAAAGAUUGGGAAGCCAAUGCCUGCAAAAUCCAGCUCAUUAAGAAGAAAGGAAAAGUCAAGGCACUGGAUGAAGAAGUUCACAAACAACAAGAUAUGGAUUUGGAUAUAGAAUUUGAUGUACACCUUGGAAUAGCUCAUACCCGUUGGGCAACGCAUGGUGAACCGAAUCCUGUCAAUAGCCAUCCCCAGCGGUCUGAUAAAAAUAAUGAAUUUAUUGUUAUUCACAAUGGAAUCAUCACCAACUACAAGGACUUGAAAAAGUUUCUGGAAAGUAAAGGCUAUGACUUUGAGUCUGAAACAGACACAGAGACAAUUGCCAAGCUUGUUAAGUAUAUGUAUGACAAUCGGGAAAGUCAAGAUAUAAGUUUUACUACCUUGGUGGAGAGAGUCAUCCAACAAUUGGAAGGUGCUUUUGCACUUGUAUUUAAAAGUGUCCAUUUUCCUGGCCAAGCAGUUGGCACAAGACGAGGAAGCCCUCUGUUGAUUGGUGUACGAAGUGAGCAUAAACUGUCUACUGACCACAUUCCAAUUCUCUACAGAACAGGCAAAGAUAAGAAGGGAAGCUGCAAUCUCUCCCGUGUGGACAGCACAACUUGCCUUUUCCCUGUUGAAGAAAAAGCAGUGGAAUAUUACUUUGCUUCUGAUGCAAGUGCUGUCAUCGAACACACCAAUCGUGUCAUCUUUCUUGAGGAUGAUGAUGUUGCCGCAGUGGUAGAUGGCCGUCUUUCUAUUCAUCGAAUUAAACGGACUGCGGGAGAUCACCCUGGACGAGCUGUGCAGACCCUCCAGAUGGAACUCCAGCAGAUCAUGAAGGGCAACUUCAGUUCCUUUAUGCAGAAGGAAAUUUUUGAACAGCCAGAAUCGGUUGUGAACACAAUGAGAGGGAGAGUCAACUUUGAUGACUAUACUGUGAAUUUGGGCGGUUUGAAGGAUCACAUUAAAGAGAUCCAGAGGUGUCGGCGGUUGAUUCUUAUUGCUUGUGGAACAAGUUACCAUGCUGGUGUAGCAACACGUCAAGUUCUGGAAGAGCUGACUGAGUUGCCUGUUAUGGUGGAGCUUGCCAGUGACUUCCUAGAUAGAAACACCCCAGUUUUUCGAGAUGAUGUUUGCUUUUUCAUUAGUCAGUCAGGAGAGACAGCAGACACCUUGAUGGGACUUCGGUACUGCAAGGAGAGAGGAGCUUUAACUGUGGGGAUCACAAACACAGUCGGCAGUUCCAUUUCGAGAGAGACGGACUGUGGAGUUCAUAUCAAUGCUGGGCCUGAGAUUGGUGUGGCCAGCACAAAAGCAUACACCAGCCAGUUUGUAUCUCUUGUGAUGUUUGCUCUUAUGAUGUGUGAUGACAGGAUCUCCAUGCAGGAGAGACGCAAAGAGAUCAUGCUUGGAUUGAAGCGGCUGCCCGAUUUGAUUAAGGAAGUUUUGAGCAUGGAUGAUGAAAUUCAGAAACUGGCAACAGAACUUUAUCACCAGAAGUCAGUCUUGAUAAUGGGACGUGGCUAUCAUUAUGCUACUUGUCUUGAAGGGGCCCUGAAAAUCAAAGAAAUCACUUACAUGCACUCUGAAGGUAUCCUUGCUGGUGAGUUGAAACAUGGCCCUCUGGCUUUGGUGGAUAAGUUGAUGCCUGUCAUCAUGAUCAUCAUGAGAGAUCACACCUACGCCAAGUGUCAGAAUGCUCUACAGCAAGUGGUUGCUAGGCAGGGACGGCCCGUGGUGAUCUGUGACAAGGAGGACACCGAGACCAUUAAGAACACAAAGAGAACCAUCAAGGUGCCCCACUCGGUGGACUGCCUGCAGGGCAUUCUCAGCGUGAUCCCCUUACAGCUGCUGGCCUUCCACCUGGCUGUGCUGAGAGGUUACGAUGUUGAUUUCCCCCGGAAUCUUGCCAAAUCUGUAACCGUAGAAUAAGAAGCAUCUGAAACUGGGCGAUUAAGCAACACAAGACACCUUUUGUAUUUAAAACUUGAUUUAAGAUAUCACCCCUUUAAGCCUUUUUUAGUAAAUCCUUAUUUAUAUAUCAGUUAUAAUUAUUCCAUUCAAUUUAUGAUUUUUGUAAAAUUACCUCAUAUUUUUCCAGUGAUUUGUGGGGGAGUUUGAAUAGUGGAAAUCUAUGUUGGUAUUGGUAUCAGAGAAAUUUAGCUCUCAUUUUUUUUAAAGGAUGCUAAGUGUUGGAUUUUGGGACCCUCCACUUCAAACUGAAAGGAUUGUGUGUUAUUAAAAUAAUUGGCAUUUGUUUCAGCAUACAUUCAUAUUUCAGGGCAAUGAAAGUGUGUUUAAUUGGAGUAUUUAAAGCCAGUGACAAUGUACUUGGAUAUUUGAUUAAGAUUUUGCCAAGUUAUAAAGAGAAAAUGCCGUGAUUAUUUUGAAAUUUAUUGUUUUGUUUUUAAAUCAGUCUAUGAAACUUAAAAACUGAAAACUACUUCAUGGGAUUUCUAUCCAAGUUAACCGUAGUCUCUCAGAUUUAUUGCCUGGUUUCUGUAAAUCAAGGUUUCUUAGGAAGCUAAGAAGUAUAGUAGUGCAUUGGUUUUCUCCAGCCUUUAGCAGAGAAUGCUUGCACAAUUUCAUAGCACAGACUUUAAAUCUGAGCUGCUUUGAACAGCUGACAAUAUGAUUUUAAAUUUGAAAAUGGGGUGCAGAUAAGUUGGAUAUCCUACUUCUUGUUUUUUUUUAAUCUCCUAAAAGUGGUUUUGGUUUCCUUGUAUCUGUAGUUUCUUCUAAAAAAUUACUGCCGAAGGACAUUCUAUCUUGUUCUUUGAAAUCACCACAGAGAGUUGCUAUCCAAUAUCUCAAAUCAGUACUGAUGUUCAGAAUUCUCUUCAGUUUUGUCCCAGAGAAGAAUUCCUUACAGUUAAUUUUAACUUCCCUUUACUGCUUUGUUGAAUCAAACUGUAGUAGCUUCAUGCCAAUUUGGAAACUCCUUGCAGUUGUUUGGAAGAUUUGCAAGUCUUUUGACUAAAAUUUGGCUCAAUGUAUAUGAUAGGCUAAAAUUAGAAAAAGCUAUCUGCUUUACACUUAUAUUAGUGAAGGAUUAUGUAACAUUUUUAGUAUUACUUUCUAGGUAUUUUUCUCUCUGAAUAGUCUGUGUUUUACCCCUGACAUAUACUUAGGAAUGAAGAAAAUAUAAAUGUAAAAGUGAUAUUGAGGUGCCUUCAGCUGGCUAGUGUCAGAAAUGGAAACUUAACAACUUAGAUUAAAAAAUUUAGAGUAGAAUACUAGUUUGACACCCAAAAGUUGUGAAUAAUAAUUUCUUCACGGAGCUUUCUGGCAACAUCUUGGGCAUUACAAGGCAGUGUGUUUAUGUUUUGGUUAAGUCCUUUUCCUUCAGAAGUUUUCAUUUUUAAAUUGAGAAGGUAAGAUAUUUAGCCUAUUAAAGUUAGCUGAGCCUUUUCCAUUUUCUGUGUUUGAACUUCUAGUAGCUAUUAUAAGAGAAGCAUAGAAUUCUGCCUUGUGUUAGCAUUAGAGAAAGAAUUGGCAUAUGUUGAGGUAAUUCAGAAAGACUCUUAGAUUGAGACUAGAAACCUGUUUUUAAAAUGAAACAGGAUUACUAUUCAUGUCAUUAUAUAGCUGCUGCAGGUAUAAACUGAUUAUCUAUUUUAAUUGUUUGUAAUAUUAUUUUGUGUAGGCCUGCUAGUUUUAGUAUGUGUGUAGUGUCAUCCGUAACUAUGUUAUUUUAGCAUUUUUAUGCACAUGAUUUGUAUGAUUUGUAGCAUUUCUGAAGUUCAGAUUAGCUUUCUAAGUGAAACUGGUAUGUGAAGUCAGUCGUUAGUUUCCAGUCUCUUUCCUCUCCCUCUUUGUGUGUGUGUUUGUGUCUUUUUCUCACUCUCAGACACACACAGAUACACUACAGGCUAGGAUAAGUUCUAAAUCAAAUCUCAAAAACCAAUAGUAAGAAAAAAGAAGUGGUAUUUUCCAAACAAACAUCGUUUUUCUUCCCUAUCCCUUUUUCUUGCUCCCUACACUGUUUAGUGAUUUUUAGAUGCUUUUAUGAAUUAUGAACACAAAAUACUGUAAUGAGGCAAACUGCUAGUAAGUGUGGAUGCUCAGAUAAAGCCAAUGUAAUAAGAAAAUCAUUUUUUGAGAAAGAUAUUCUACAAAAGGAGUCCUUCAUAUAAAAAAUUCUUGUAGUACAUUUAAAAUUUAAAUUCACUUGUGUGUAACUUAGUACUCUUUACCCAGGCCAUGAGUCCUUUUUAGGCCAAGGGUCAUGUUAGCAUGUAACACGUGGCCCAGUAAAUGAUUGUUACUUUGGCAUCAGUCAACUUUUCUGUCUUUUUAAAUCACCUAUGCCAUAGGAAUAAAUAGUUGGAGGAAAGUUGAUGUUAACUGUUUUUGGCUUGUUAUAACUCUGUCAGCAGCAUAUUAUGUGAAAGUCACUGUGCCAGAAACUGAAAAAUAUACAUCCUGUUUAAAGUCCACCUGUCUCCCGGUGUACUUAUCGCUCUUGGAGACUCAGGUCAUUGGAAGGUACAGGGUGAGAGAGUGGGAAAAUGGAAUUGAGCUUUUAAAUGUUGGGAGUGAAUUUGUUCAUUUAAAUGAUGGUUCAAGUUUUGGUGUAUAUCAUGUUCCUAAGAGGUGAAGUGCAUUUUGCAGAGUUAGCUGUUACCACAGGCAAUAAAUCCAUGUGUCUGUAGUACUGUAAGGAACAGCGGUUGUUAGAUACAAGGUGAAAACAAGCAUCACAGCUAAAAGGGAACUGACACAGGUGACAUGUAGGUGAGACUGUUGGUUAGAGAGCUAAUAAAGAUUUUCUUUAAGGUUCUUAGAAAGAUGUUUCUGAGAUGAUAUUGUCUUAACCUUUUGAAUACAGAUCUCUUGACCUAAGUUAAUUAUGGAACCCCUUGAGCUCCUUGGUUAUAUUCCUCUGACAUAUUUCUAGUAACUCUUGAAAGAGGGAAAACUAUCUGAAAUGUUGACCUUAACAAACAUAUUUUAAGAAGUCCUUUGGGGUCAGUUUCCUUUGUCUCUCUCUCUUUUCGAUUAGGCUAUAUACUAUAGCAGUAAAAGGGAAAGACUGAGGUUAAUUAUUAUAUGCUACAGCUUAAGUGAUUUUUCUAACGAGGACAAUGUCAUUGAAAAUGUUUAUUUAAAAAGAAUUCACAGCUCACAUUGAAUUUAUGAAGACCAAAGAAAUUGAAGGGAAUGGUAAAGAUAGCUUAAAAAAGUGUUAUAACCACAUAUUUAAUAGAUUUUUUUUAUAUCAGAAUACCAGGUAGUGUUUUACCUGUGAAAAUGUAUUUCAGAUUACUUUCUUUGUUUUCUUGUGUUAGAGCCUCAAGUUAAAAAUUGUAACAACUAAAUCAUUUUUUCCCCGCAAUAUUUAAAGAUUGUUAAUAUGUCAGUGUUUCUCUAGCUUGACGAGUUUAACUCUCUUUACAUCCAUGAUGAUAACCAAUAGGACGGAUAAUACUGGCUAUGAACUGAUAGUAUCCAUGGUUAAAAUAAAAAUCAUAGUUAACUAGCAAAACUGUCAAGUUAUGCCAUUUUAACUUGUGAGUCUGUAGUAACUUGAUAUCAAUGUUACAGAAUAUAUGAUAAAUAAUGGCUAAUGAGAACUUUUUAAGAAAUCUCAAAUUACCUUUCUUACUAUACUAGUUUUCAGAAUGAAUAUAGAAAUGAUCCUGUUAGCCUUUUAAAACUGUUCUGCAGUAGAAAUUUUUUUUUGCUUAAAUAAAACUUUUCAUAUUUGUUUAAGUUAUAUUUCUUUUGAGCUGAAAAUUUUAGAAUCAUCCUGGCUUUGUUUCAGUUUUCUAUUGUUUAAGAUGAAUGUUUAGUUUACUGAGCCACUUAGUCAUUUCGUCCUCAUGUCUUCUCAGUCUAAUGACUGUAAUUCCGAACUGUGAAUAAGUUACCCAAAUCUUGCUGAGAAUUACAUUUUUAAGCAAUUUGCCAAUAUUUGAAGUAUAUACAUGUUUGUCGUUGUGUUAAAAAUUGUAUUGUACUAAGAAUGUAGCCAGUAUUUACUUUAGUUGUCAGUAAACAUUUUUGAUGCUAAAAGUUUAUUCGUUACUGUUGCUUUUAAAAAGAAGAAAUAUUACAUUUAUAUUCAGAAGUCAUGUCUUCACUCCAACAUCCCAAUUACUUUUAAAAGGAUCAUUAGAUAAAACAAAGGCUCUACUUUCUCUAAUGUUAUGCUCUGUUAAUAUUAUACUUAUUCAAGUCUUUUAGAACCUUUUGUGAGAAUAUGUUGUUUCUAGUGCAUAUACAGGGUAUAUAGUGAUCAGCAACUUUAAGUUGUUGAUUGUUGCAAAAGAAGGGUGUUUAGGAUGGGUGAAUAGUAAAGCAGCAUAUUCUCCAAAUCUAAAGUUUCUGUCAUGUCUGGCAGUCUAUUAAUUGUAGAACAAAGAGUCCUUUUACAGGAUCCUUUUAUAAACAGCGAGCUACAAAUCUCUAUCCUUAGUGCUUACAGCACUUGCUGUGUUUUGCAGGAGACAGAGUUAUGCCCAGCAUGGUUUGAAUGAAUGGAUGUGCUGUGUUGCCUUCCCAUAGAAUUGAGCCCAAUCUCUCAUCUCCCUUUUGCUCUGUGUUGCUCUGCAGCAAAGCCCAGGGCUGCCACAUCAGCAUGAAUCAUUUUUUCCACAGGCCACAUUUUUAAUGUAAAAUUUAGCUUUACUUCUAGUGAAGUUUCCUUUAAAUCCUCUUCAAUUCACUAUCAGUAAGUAUUUACUGAGUACUUUUAAAGGCCAAGAAAUAAUUUCCCUAGAAAUUAAGAGGCCACUUUUCAUUGGAGUGAAUUUAAGGAAAAAUAAGUUCUUUAAUUUUUUGGAUGAGCGAAAGAAGUCCUUAUUAAGUUUCUCUCAUUAUCCAUGGUUAAACUGUUCUAUCUUAUUUUAAAAAAUGAUGUAGAAACUUUAUUAGCUAGCUUUAACAAGCAUCCCGGAGAUCAAAACUAAUCUUGUCAUAAUAUAGAUAAGUCGCCAGGUUAUAGGUCAUUUAACCAGACAAAAUUAAUUACUAUCUUUUUGGUUAGUAUGUAUACAAGAGAUUAUUUCCACAGUUGAAAAGACAUGUUUGUGAUCUUCAUGUUAACAUGAUUCAUAAAGUUCACAUGUGUAUUUUUUCAUAAAGAAUGCUAUUAUGCAGCCAGAUUUCCUUUUCCAUAUUUCAAAAAAUAUUUGAAUAUGGAGCAUGGAUAUGUAAUUGAAAUAUGGAAUAAAAAGUGGAGCUUGUAAGCAAUUGAAGAAGUGUUCUCCGGAUAGAACUGUAGCUAUUUCCUUCCCAUUCAUUUAUCAAUCUGCCUUUAUAUGUGUUUAUAAAAAGUAAAACAUUUAUGUCUGUUAGGAAAGCAAUUGGCAUGGUUUCAUAUGUUUUUAAUUUCUGUAGUAUAGUGAGUAUUGCAUUAUUUCCAACAAUGCAUAUAAGUUAUAUUGUGGAACUCACAGCAGCUGUACGCCUGGGGGAUCUUUAGGGGUUAAUUUUUGCCUCUGUCACUCAGCUUUGUAUGUUUUGAAAUGGAGAUAAAUACUGUGUGGUCUUAGAAGGAAAAUUGCCAGAAUUCCCGAGUUCUAGAUCCAUUGUACCUAAAAGGCAAAUGAUCACAUGUUCUUAACUAAUGUAUUCUUAAUUUGUGAGACCCAAAGGUUGAUGUCCAUUAAUUUUAGAUUGUCAUGCAAUAGGCAAACUUCAAAGGUCUAGAUCUGUCAGGAUCACUACAGUUUGUUUCUGCAAACAGCCCCUUUUAGGUGACACUGUUGUUGGCAUUAGGAAAAGCCAGUGUGGCGACAGCAAGGAUGUUUUACUAUGGCAAGUUCAAUGUGAGAUGGACUCAAUUAGAAAGCUUUGUCUUCAAAGAAUGCCCCACACUGGGAUGGGAAAUAAUCUGAGACAAUAAAAACUUUUCAGUUUCUAGGUAAGCAAAAUUGCAUUAAAUUCAAGUUUCUUUCUGUGUUAGACUUGAAUGUAUCUAGCCAGUGUGAUUUAUGGGGGCUUUUGGUGGUUUUUUUCCCCCACUUGCUUUGUGUGUAGAAUUGUUUUGAAAUAUUGAGUAUAUUUGCUUUGAAUUUUAUCUCUUUCUGUUUUGUAUUCAUCCUUUGAAUAAAAUUGUAAAUCCAA